This is a messenger RNA of Hyla sarda, 13828 nucleotides long. It is a transcript of the gene DCHS1, whose product is annotated as dachsous cadherin-related 1. Gene Ontology annotation, biological process: homophilic cell-cell adhesion. NCBI's taxonomy places the organism in Eukaryota, Metazoa, Chordata, Amphibia, Anura, Hylidae. Gene Ontology annotation, molecular function: calcium ion binding; cadherin binding. The record is from RefSeq and is a predicted model, not a curated record. Gene Ontology annotation, cellular component: plasma membrane; catenin complex. The transcript is spliced from 21 exons. Bases 1082 to 10798 code for a protein of 3238 amino acids.
GCUGCGCUCUCUCUCACAUCCACAGCUGUCUCAAUCCAUUGUCCCAGCCAGAGAGACAGACAGACAGAGAGACUGCAGGGAGUGCACUGAGACCUCCUCAUUAUUAGGGCUGGCAUCUUAAAGAGUGGAGGAAGCCCUGCCGGAUGAUACAACCGGCCACAUCUGGAGAGAGCGCUCCCCAUCACAUAGACGGCCCUCAGGAAAAGAGACAUCCAUCUGACAGAACAAUAGCAAACACUGCGCAGAGGGACCGCCCUGAAGAUCUGCACAAAGGGGAUGAAAGAGACGGCCCAGGGAUGAGAACAAAGCGCCGAGACUGCCGGCCACAGGGAAGAGACAUCUGAGGUGAGGGCCUUAUGUGAAGGUAGAGAAGAGACUGCCGGCCACAGGGAAGAGACAUCUGAGGUGAGGGCCGUAUGUGCAGGUAGAGAAGAGACCGCCGGCCACAGGAAAGAGACAUCUGAGGUGAGGGCCGUAUGUGCAGGUAGAGAAGAGACCGCCGGCCACAGGAAAGAGACAUCUGAGGUGAGGGCCGUAUGUGCAGGUAGAGAAGAGACCGCCGGCCACAGGAAAGAGACAUCUGAGGUGAGGGCUGUAUGUGCAGGUAGAGAAGAGACUGCCGGCCACAGGGAAGAGACAUCUGAGGUGAGGGCCGUAUGUGCAGGUAGAGAAGAGACUGCCGGCCACAGGGAAGAGACAUCUGAGGUGAGGGCCGUAUGUGCUGGUACAGAAGAGACCGCCGGCCACAGGAAAGAGACAUCUGAGGUGAGGGCCGUAUGUGCAGGUAGAGAAGAGACCACCGGCCACAGGAAAGAGACAUCUGAGGUGAGGGCCGUAUGUGCAGGUAGAGUAAAGACCGCAGGCCACAGGGAUGAGACAUCUGAGGUGAGGGCCAUGUGCAGUUAGAGAAGAGACCGCCAGCCAUUGGCCUCAGAGAGACAGACGGAGGUCUCCUGGAAUGGAAACAGGAUUAACACCAAGUGUGACUGACACCCGGCCGAAUCAGAGACUGCGGUCACCUGAGCUGACAAUCUAAUGAAUGAGCAACGUUAACCUCCAGCCUUAAAGUGGAUGCAGGAAGAUGCUGCGGCUCGGGGUCUACCUGUUGCUGCUCUUGGCAUGUUCACCGUCCAAUUCCUCUCUAGGAACCCUGGAACUACACAUUGAUGAAGAACAACCGGCUGGAACCAUUAUAGGGGACAUCAGUGCGGGUCUUCCCCCAGACUCUACCGGGCACAUGUUCUUUAUUUCAGCACAAGAAGGAAGCGGUGUCACUAGUGAUCUAGAGAUCGAUGAGCACACCGGGAUUAUUAAAACAGCUCGAGUUCUUGACCGGGAGCAACGCAACCAUUACAGUUUUAUAGCAGUCACCCCGGAAGGCAUUACCGUGGAGGUGGAUAUUCAUGUGGAUGACAUCAAUGACCACACACCGACAUUUGCAAAAGGUCACAUAGAAAUUGGCAUUCCAGAGCACACACCGCAGGGGACUAGCUACCCGCUCGAGCCAGCCGUGGACUUGGACAGUGGAGCAUUGGGCACUCAGGGUUAUCUUAUUAAAAGUGGAGAUCCCAUGCAAGCAUUCCGACUAGAAACCCGCCAAAUGUCUAGUGGUAUAUUGUCUGUAGAACUGGUAGUAAACUCCGAUCUAGACAGAGAGAACUCUUCAUCGUAUUCCUUAACUUUGGAGGCAUAUGAUGGUGGUUCUCCAAGUCGUAGCUCACAAAUGAGACUGGAUAUAUCAAUCCUGGACAUCAAUGACCACCCUCCAGUAUUCAAUCAAAGCCGCUAUCAGGCACUCAUUUCUGAAAGUCUUUUACCGGGAUCUAGUGUGCUUCAGGUCUAUGCCACCGAUUCUGAUUUGGGUCAAAAUGGAGACAUCACUUAUGAGAUCAACCGUAGGCAAAGUGACCCAGAGGGUUUCUUUACCAUCAAUCCACAUUCCGGACUUAUCCAGCUCAGUAAACCUUUGGAUUACGAGACUCGGAAAACUCAUGAACUGGUUGUGCAAGCUAGAGACGGAGCAGCUCAGCCAGAGGUGGGCACUGCGUUUGUAUCUAUUCAGCUACGGGAUUCUAAUGACAACCAGCCCAGCAUGACCAUCAUCUUUCUGAGCGAGGAUGGUGCCCCAAGAGUGUCCGAGGGAGCCAACCCUGGGCAAUAUGUAGCACGAAUCUCUGUAUCUGAUCCUGACUAUGGUGAACAUCCUGAUGUGGAUGUGACUCUGGAGGGUGGAGAGGGAAAGUUUGCUUUGACCACAAAAGAUAGCAUCAUCUACCUCAUAUGUGUGGACAAGUUACUAGACCGAGAAGAGCGAGACUCAUACCGCCUAAGGGUUCUUGCUACAGAUUCAGGAACACCUCCAUUAAGGGCAGAAUCCUCCUUUGUUCUUGAGGUGACAGAUAUUAAUGACAACCCACCAGUCUUUGACCGACAAGAAUACAGCCACAGUGUCCCAGAAGCCGUCCAUCCUGGGAGCUUCCUUCUCCAAGUGACGGCACGGGAUAAAGAUCAAGGGCAGAAUGGAGAAAUCAGAUAUAGUCUUCUAGACACACCUUGGUUCCAUAUCCAUCCAGACACAGGAGUCAUUACCACUGCUGCCCCAUUGGAUUAUGAGAAAGACCCUAAGCCUCAGAUAACAGUGGUGGCUUCGGAUCUAGGCACGCCACCAUUGACCGCCACUGCCAUUGUUAGGGUCCACCUCCUGGAUGUAAACGAUAAUGAACCCAUUUUCGCCAAUGCAAUAUACAAUGCGACGCUGAGUGAGGGCUCCGCUCGGGGAAGCUGUUUCCUAAAGGUCUCCGCAUCAGAUGCAGACAGUGGGAGUCUUGGAUCGGUGUUGUACUCUCUCAGCCCCACAUCUCCUCCUCAGUUCCAGAUUCACUCAGACACUGGAGAAAUCUGCCUCUCGGACACCUUGGAUAGAGAUGAUGGAGAGCGCUUUUUCCUUCUUCAUGUGACUGCUACCGACGGGGGAGGCCUGAGCUCUGGAUGCCUCGUCCGGGUCUCGGUGGAAGAUGUGAAUGAUAACCGUCCAGUCUUUUAUCCACUGGAAUAUGGUGCUAGUGUAAGUGCCCACAGCCCACCAGGAACACCCAUAAUCAGUGUGACCGCCCGCGAUAAGGAUGAUGGGCUACAUGGGGUCCUCACCUACCAUAUUCUGUCAGGAAAUAACCCUCCUCUUCUGCGCAUUGAGCCUGACACAGGUACCCUCUUGGUAGCACGCUCUCUGUCUGCCCGGGCUGGCUCUGUCCUCCAUCUUGAGGUGGGAGCCCAGGAUGGAGGUGGAGUAAGAGCUGAAGUGAACGCUUGGGUGAACAUCAGCAUCUUACCAAGCUCUGCCCAUAUACCAACAUUUCUCCAGCCUCAGUAUGACUUUGUGGUACCUGAAGACACGCCACCAGGGACCAUUGUGGGCAGUGUGAAGGCAACUAACCCACCAGGUGCCCCUGGUGUAAUCCUCUACUCUUUGGCCUAUGGUGAUCCCGGUGGACUUUUAUCCCUGGACCCUCAUUCUGGAGUAUUGUCUACACAUCGGCAGCUCGAUCGAGAACAAGACACUGAGCUUCUUCUGGAAGUCCAGGCCCAAAGUGGGUCUCCCCCAGCCUACACCAGAGCACGGGUCACUCUGCGAAUCACCGAUGUUAAUGAUAAUCCACCAACGUUUAUGUCAUCCUCACACACCCUCAGAAUCCAGGCAUCCACCCCUAUUGACUCCAUCAUAUUUACUGCAAAAGCGCAAGACCUGGAUGUGGGAGCCAAUGGCCAGAUCCACUAUCAGCUUGUUCCUCAGGGCCCCUUCAGCAUAGAUAGUUCUGGACAGAUCCAGAUCACCGGACCCCUGAACCAGGAGAGUUAUGAUCUCCGUGUACUUGCACUUGAUGGUGGCUUCCCCCAACUUUCUUCUGAGUUAGAGAUCACAGUCCUUGUGAUUGAGCAGGAGUCUGAGCCAGCCUGUGGAGCCUCUGACUAUCGUGUAGAGGUCCGGGAAGGAAGCCCCCCCAUGAGCAGACUUUUGCAGGUACAAGCAUUACUUCCUGGUGGAAAGGAGAAUCCUUUACGUUACAGGCUGAGAACAGAUGCUGAUGCGGUGGGAUUUAGUGUGGAGCCAGAGACUGGAUGGUUGUACGUCCGAGGAGCAUUGGAUAGGGAAAGUCGAGAAGUAUAUGUACUGGCAGUGCUGGCAUCAGGGGGUACUGGAGGACGCACCGCCACUUGUACCGUACGCGUGCGAGUCACUGAUGAGAAUGACAACGCUCCACGACUAAGUGAGGAGCGGUAUUUCAUGAGCAUCUCCGAGAAUCGACCACCAGGAGAGAUUGUGGGAAGAGUUAGCGCUACAGACAGAGACGCAGGACAAAAUGGACGGGUGACAUACAGACUUCCCGCACAAGAGACUGACUUCACCAUUCAUCCGCACACAGGGGAAUUAUCAGUAAGACGGAGUCUGGACCGGGAGAACCAAGCCACCUAUCAGCUCCUGGUCAUAGCCCAGGAUGGAGGGGCCCCUCCACGCAGUGUGACCGGCACCAUCCAUGUGUCAGUGCUGGAUGAGAAUGACAACCAUCCAGUCUUCCUGCAUCCCAGUCCUGGGAGAGAGACCACUGUCCAGGUAAUGGAAGGAAAACUGUCUGGUGCAUUUGUGGCAUCCAUCUUGGCCAAGGAUGCAGAUGAAGGCGAGAAUGGGACAGUGACCUAUAUCCUAUCAGGUCCAUGGGCAGAGCGGUUCUCCUUGCAUCCACACACAGGAGAGCUGCGUACAGCAACUUCUAUUCACCAUGCAGAACGAUCUCUCUACACAAUGACUGUUCAGGCCCAAGACACUGGAUCUCCUCCCAAAAGCACAGAGGCCACCCUCCGUAUACAGGUUUUACCAUCUGCCAGACACCCAACGAAGCCCAAUCCUAGUGCACUUGUCCUUACACCAAUAGAAGGAUUGCCACCUGGAUCACUUUUAGGUUCCAUUUCCCCUAAAACUCCCCAUGGCUCCGCUAUCUACACCUUAAUGGACGACCCAAAUGGGACCUUUAUGGUGGAUGGGCGGACAGGUAAUAUCUUCCUGGUAAAAGAACUGGACUUUGAGUCUCAGCCUCGGUAUAGCCUGAGAGUGAAUGUUGAGGAAGCAAGAGAAGUGACAGGUGUAUACUUACCACCUCGAAUAGUUCAAGUAGACAUUGAAGUCCAGGACAAAAACGAUCAUUCCCCUGUGUUCCCUGAGGAUCCCCUGACAUUGGUGGUAGCAGAGGAUGCUCAAGUCGGUUCAUCUGUCUUCACUUUCGAAGCUCUGGACCGAGAUGGACCGGGUCCCAACAGUCAGCUUCGAUAUUCCUUACUGCGUCAGGAGCCAGAGUCUGCGGAAAGUAUUUUUCGCCUGGAUGCAGAGACAGGUGUGAUGAGCAUAGCGCACGCACUGGAUCGGGAAAAAGUGUCGUCUUACUUGCUGAUGGUGGAGGCCAGAGAUUGUGCACUGAAUGCAAGUCAACGUCGCUCCACUUCUGUUACUGCAAGAAUUUUUCUUAGUGAUCGCAAUGAUAAUACCCCUCAGUUCAUCACACCGUCUGUUGUAUGGUUGUCAGAGGACCUUCCUGUAGGAUCUACAGCUCUUUUUUUGGUAGCACAAGACCCGGACCUGGGAGAGAAUGGACGGAUUGGUUAUCAGCUAGUUGCAGGCAAUGAGGAGGGCAGGUUCCAAAUACACCCAAGCACAGGAGCGCUCUCUGUGGUCAGAGGAUUGGACCGUGAAGAGACGGCCGGGUACAACCUAACUCUGGUAGCCAUGGAUUACGGAUCUCCACGCCUUUCCAGCACACAGACACUUUCCGUCUCGGUUCUCGAUGUGAAUGAUGAUGUUCCCACAUUUGAGAAAGCACAGUAUGAAGGCCACGUGAAGGAGAACCAGGCGGCAGGCACCACUGUCCUCCGACUGCAGGCUAUGGACAGAGAUCUCGGCCCUGGAGGACAAGUGACGUAUGGUGGAGGUACCAGCGAAGAAUUCUCACUUCAUCCUCAGAGUGGAAUCCUUACCACCAAAAAGCCACUAGACCGAGAGAAAAAAGAUGUCUACAAGCUGACAGCAUAUGCUCGGGAUGGAGGGUCCCCACCCAAGGUGUCUGAAGUCCGGAUUCAUAUCACUGUGGGGGAUGAGAAUGACAACGCUCCUGUAUUUGAAAGCAACAGCAUUUUCCUUGAAGUUCCUGAGAAUCAGGAACCAAUAACACUAUGUGUCCUCCGAGCCUGGGACCUGGACACAGGAAGCAAUGGGCAGCUAAAGUAUCGUCUGAUAGAUGGAGACCAAUUACAAGACUUCUCACUGGAUUCAUCAACAGGAGUCCUCUCAACAACGAAACCUCUGGACCGGGAGUCAGUGUCGGAGUACGGGAUGACCAUAUUGGUGCAGGAUUCAGGCAAUCCACCCCUCAGUGCCUCCACAACUAUCACAAUCUCUGUGCUCGAUCUCAAUGACAACACCCCCACUUUCUCAGAGCCAUCUUUCCAUGCAGAGGUUGCCGAGGACGCCCCUGUUGGUAGUUUAGUUCUCAGACUGACAGCUCUUGAUCCCGACUAUGGCCACAAUGGCAGAACCACAUUCCAUCUCUCUAAUGGGACCCAGGGGGCUUUCCAUAUUGACCCUCUUACUGGACACAUCACAACAGCCAUCCAGCUGGACCGUGAGCGGCGGGCGGCAUACACCUUCUUGGCUUGGGUAAUGGAUUCUGACCCAUCUGGACCGCGCAGUGCAGAAACCAGCGUGACUGUUAUAGUAAAGGACGUCAACGACAAUCCUCCAACAUUUUUACGAAGCCCGUUUCACCUGAAUCUGUCUCGUAACACCCCCAUCAAGAGGACUUUGGCUGCCAUGAGAGCCGAAGACAAGGACGCCGGUGCCAAUGCUUCAAUCUUAUACAGGCUGGCACCACAUUCGGGAACAGGACGCUUUUCUGUAGAUCCUUACACCGGUGAAGUACGUCUGCUGGAACCUCUGGAUGGCAUGAGCCCGCGGGAACGCACAGUUUUUGUACAGGCCUCAGAUCUGGGUGAGCCUCCGCUAUCCUCUACUGCUGUCCUGGUUAUACAUGUCCGUGAGGAGGCAGCACGGGGUCCGCGAUUCCCAAGGGAGGCCAAUGAGUUCAGCUUAUCAGAGAACAGUCAGCAAGGCUCAGUGGUUGGAUCAGUGAAGGCCGCACACAGCGGGGGCUCCUCUGGGAAAAUAACCUACAGCAUCCUGAGCGGAAAUGAAAUAGGAGCAUUCAGCAUCAGCCCAAAUACAGGGCAGAUCACGGUGCUGCAGCCGACAUUACUGGACUUUGAAGCUAACCCGCGUCAUAAGCUGGUCAUCCAGGCAGAGACCACGCAGCAUUACGCCUUCACCGCGGUCACCAUCCUAUUGCAGGAUGCCAAUGACAACACGCCCCGCUUUCAGCUUCCUUCCUACACGGCUUACAUCCGGGAAGGUCUGGCUGGCGGGAGUCUCCUUAUACAGGUUCUGGCUGAAGAUCCUGACCAAGGAAUGAAUGGACAAAUCACCUACACAUUUGAGCAGUUCCAGCCCAUGAGGGAUCUGUUUCGCAUCGAUCCUCAAUCCGGCGUAGUUACUACAGCUGUUAUUCUAGACCGUGAGAUCUGGUCUGAGGCUCGAUUGGUGGUCACAGCGACAGAUCGUGGGUCCCCUCCACUCACUGGAUCCGCCACCCUAACCCUGAUAGUGAUGGAUGUCAACGAUAACAGUCCAACUAUUCCCCUCCAGCUGGAGCUCAGCAUCCCAGAGGAUGCCCUCAUUGGGUCAGAAAUUGCCCAUGUGACGGCAAAUGACGUGGACUCCGGCCCUCCGUUGUGGUACAUUCUGACCAUUGAUGGCUCUCCAGGAAGCACGUUUAGCAUCUUCCGUUAUGGUGGACAAAUAUGGCUGACAGAGCCCCUUGACUAUGAAGAGCGGGCAUCGUACACAUUAACAAUACAGACAUCCGAUGGGAAACACCAAACACGGGCCGACGUGAGACUGACGCUACAGGAUGUCAAUGAUAACGCUCCAGAGUUCAAGCAGAACCUUUACCAGGUCAUCAUCAUGGAGCACACUCCGGCAUGGACCCCGCUUCUCACUAUUACAGCCACUGAUCGAGACUCCGGGGAGAUGGGCAGAGUCACAUACAAAGUGCUGUCCUCUGGUACCGGCACUUUCCACAUCGAUCCACAUAAUGGGACCCUCUUCACAAAGCACCCGAUAGAGUUGGACACAUCACAACCUCUGGUGGAUGUGCUGGUUGAAGCUCGAGAUCAAGGAUCUCCAAGUCUCACUUCUUUCGUCACAGUACAGAUUCUAGUCACGGAUGUCAAUGACCACGUCCCCACAUUCCCACAACAACAAUACACGGCUGCCAUACCCGAGGACUUGCCACUAGGUAGCACCAUUUUGAUUUUAGAGGCCACUGAUGCAGACUUGACACCAGAGAAUUCAGUCCUGGAUUAUACUAUUCUGAGCGGAAACGUUGGUAAUGUGUUCCAAGUACAGAGCAGCCUCCGAUUCUGGAAUGGACAAUUUCAGCAAAUUGGUUCAAUCAUAUUGACAGACGCACUGGAUUUCGAGACAAUGCACUCCUAUAACCUCACUUUGGGUGCGUCUGAUAGAGGCGUUCCCCAGAGAAGCCAUUCUGUUCACGUCCUCAUCACUGUACUGGAUGUCAAUGAUAAUCCACCAGUAUUUCCACGUCCAGAUUAUAGCGUACUCCUAAGUGAAGCUGCACCCGUUGGCUCUGAGGUGCUACGUGUAUUGGCCCAAGAUUCUGACUCUGGACAAAAUGGUUUGGUGCAUUACAGAAUCACGUCUGGUGACGAGAGUCGACUUUUCCAGAUCAAUGAGGCAUCGGGCGCAAUAAAGCUGGUGCGUCAGCUGGACAGGGAACGGCAGGCUGUGCACACCUUAGUUGUCCUAGCCUUUGAUGGCAACAGUGGCCUGGUUAAUUUUGCACUUGCUCCAGUUAAGGUAGAAGUCCGGGACAUCAAUGACAACAAGCCUUACUUUCCGGUACAGAUUCUGACCACGAGUAUAAAGGAAAAUCAACCAGCAAACACUUUACUUACUAUCAUUCACGCCAUUGACCUAGACACCGGCAUGUUUGGUCACUUGCUAUAUACAGUGCUAGAGCUUCCAGCACCAGAACUGGGACUACCUAAUGGAAAAGAUGUAUUUUCUGUAAACAGGACUUCAGGAGAACUACUGUCCCGGCAGAGCUUCGAUUAUGAGCGCAGUAAAGCCUUCAAUAUGAUCGUAAAAGCAACUGAUGCUGGAAACUUUUCCGCUACGGUCACUGUGCAAGUUCUCGUGACGGGUGAAGACGAGUAUGAUCCUGUAUUUGUUGCUCCAUACUUUAAUUUUGAGGUUCCAGAAGGCGCUAGUAAAGGUCAGACUAUUGGGCGGGUUCAGGCCACAGAUGAGGAUGAAGGGGCUGACGGUGUGGUCCUUUACUCUUUUUCUAAACCAUCACCCUACUUUGGAAUCAAUGAAACCACAGGUCAAGUCUAUCUGAAAGUAGACAGUCAGAGACAUCGUUCUGGACGCUCAAAAAGAGAGACAAGGGAAAUGAUGAUGGAGGUUCAUGCUCACAGUCCUCUGCCAUCCUCACGAGUAGCCAUGGCUCAGCUUACUGUGGACAUUACACACACAUCUUUUGGUUUGGCCCCAGACCUGAAUUUACUGCUCAUAGUAUCUGUAGCUUCAUCAUUGGCAGUAGUUGUAGUUUUGGCUGCAGUAGCAAUUAUUCUGGUGGUCUGCAGGUCCCGGGGUAUGCAUAAGAAAAGUGAUGAAGCUGAUGCCCAACUGGACAAUUUACAAGGUAGUACCCUACAAAGAAUGGGGCACGAUAAAUCAACACUUGGUAGUGGUGAUCGAAUCUAUCACCAAACUCUCCCAGGUUAUUCUAUGGAAUCUUCCACGGUGGAUGGAUCUUAUACUCGAGGGGGCUCUAUAGAUCCCUCACAUUCCAGCGGACGGGGGUCAGCUGAAGCUGCAGAAGAUGAUGAGAUCCGUAUGAUUAAUGAAUAUCCACGUGUCGCAAGCAUUACAUCUUCUAUGCAAGAGCACAUAUCUGCCCGGGGCCCAGAUUCCGGUAUACAACAAGAUGCCGAUCAGCUGUCGGAUAUCUCCUGCGACCCCUCAAUGGAUAGUGGCCAAUGGUUUAAAAACAAAAAGGGUUCUGGUCAGUCGACACUGUAUCGAGAUGAUAGCGGGGGAGGAGGAGCUUUUAUGGGGGUGGGAUGUGGGUUAAAUAUGUCACACCCAAAGGACUAUUCUUUCCCAGAAGAUGGCAAACCAUCUGUAGAAGGAUCCUUGACAGCUAUUGUUGCUAGCGAUGAGGAACUACGUGGCAGCUACAACUGGGAUUAUUUACUGAAUUGGUGUCCCCAGUUCCAGCCAUUGGCCAGUGUGUUCAUGGAGAUUGCUCGACUCAAAGAUGAGUCAGCAUUAAGAAAACCUUUCCAGCCAAAACCAAAAGCAAUUCCUCAACCUCGUAUUGAUCCACCUCCUCUUAUCACAUCUGUUGCUCAUCCUGGUGCUAAAACUGUGCCUCCUAAGCCAGCGGUGGGCAGAACCUUCCCCAACUUCUCAUCCUUACGCCGUUCCCCUAUAACCCACGAAGCUUCUCUUUCAUCCUCUAUUAUACCUCCUAGCUUCUCCCCAUCGUUGUCUCCUCUAGCAGCACGCUCUCCUGUUGUGUCCCCAUUUGGUAUCUCCCAGGGCCCAUCGGCCUCUGUCCUUAGUACAGAGCAUAAUCUCGACCCUUCAGGUGAUGGGGAACUAAGAAUUUAAUAAGAUCAGAAAACGUGGAGGAUAUGGACACACAGAAAACAUAAGAGUCAGAAUUGGUGAGAACAUUUCUUGUGGCAAGAGACUAAAAGUUUAAAAGACCAUAAAACCAUGAAGCUAAAUAAUAUAGAAUGAGAAGGGUUAGGAUAGACCAAUCUUAGGCCAAAAUCAUGGGUAAUCCUUCUAUGAUGCUUCCUUCAAGGUUCCCUCUGUUGACCAGGGGUAAGAAGCUCCAUGUCUCUGCAGCAUGUGACAAUACACUCCAGAAGAAAGACUUGUGAUGUCCACGCUUCACUCUGCUAGACUGCAGACCAACAUGCAGUCCUGCCCUAGACUGGCAGCUACUUUUUGUUUUUCAACAUUUUUUACAUAUCAGGCAGGACCUGCUCACCAGCAGCUGCAUACAAUCUGCAAGGGCUGUGACCUAUCUAGGCUCCUUACCUGGACUAGACCUAUAAGCAUGUUCAUGUGAGCAUGACCGAGCCUCGUGACCAGAUAUGUGACCUAAGAAGAUGGACUAAGGAAUGUUUGCUUACAUGUAAAGUGUAAUGCAAGAGAGGAACUGAGAGAAAUUGGUGAAAAGGUGGAUUUAUUAUAAAUUAUGUGUAUAAAGAACACUAUAUGUGCACUACAAAGGCUUAUGGGGCAGAGAAUGAGCAUUGUGUUUAGGAGGUGUUUAUCUAUAUAAGUGUACGGUGGACUGGAUGGUAUUGUAUACAGUUAUCCGAGUUGUCCUUUUAUAUCUAAGAAUACAGAUUUGUAGGAAUACACAUUCCCAUAUAUGACCAGUUCACAUUUACCAACAAAAAGUACCAUAAAAGGUUCCUCAGUUAGGAACACAGUCUAAAGAUGGGCAAAUCCUACGAACAAACAAGCUAAACAUUUCUAUAGAAUUUUUUUUGAUGGUCAAGCCCCCAAAGUCUACAAUAUUCUGCACACUAAAUCUGUCCACGACUUAACCACUGGAUAUCACCAUAACACAAUGACAUUACACUAUAUGUGUAGAACACUACAACCCUGGCAUGGCCUGACCACUAGAAAUGACUAGUAUACUCUAUACCCAUAGGACAGGACCGUAUCAUGGACCACACAUCUAGAUACAGGCUCUCUGCAGAUAUAAUACCCUUCUAUGCUUAUUCAGGCCUGUAGGAUAACUGUAUAGAAUAUCUCCUGUCUACAGUAAUGGACAGGAGACUCCGAGGGCUAAGAAGCCCUAAUGUUGUAAAAGUUAUCUGAAAUGUUUGAAGGUCAUAUUGGUACAGUUGAUCUGGAUAAAGAUGGUUUAACAUGUGAGCUAAACAUUUUGUGAUGUUCGGGGGCUGGGCUAAGCCCCUAAAAAUGUGGUUACAGAAGAACAGGGCCACAGGCAUCAGGUGAGUUCUGGAGCAUAGUGGGGGCCUUGUGGUGCCCCCCCAGAGGUGUUUACACACAAAGCCUUAUGUCCACUCAUGGUGUCUUACCUCUGACCUUACUCUGUCACUCGUCCAACACCCUCCAUGGACAUACAACAUAUAGGAGGCUGAAACAGACUUAUAUUUAAGAGGUGGACAAUAGAGGGAGACAGCCGGGAACCAAUGUGGGAGGGUUCAGUGGUCAUGGAAAUGUUUUUUUGGUCUCACUAUGCAAUGUUAUGGUGGUUCCUGUGGUGGCCGUCAUCUGGUCAGAAGCUGCAGAGCAUUAACCAAUAACCAGCUACAAUAUUCAUAUCAAUGAGGGCCAAAGAUUUCAUUGUCCCUGCAUUUUCAGUGGGCAGGAUGGGUCUUCUCAGACUAAGCAAUAAGCCUUGUGCAUCCAGGAAUUAGUCAGUAGUGUUUUGUGUUUGUGUCUAUAACGUCCGGGGAAGCAGUCAGUAUGAGUCCCCGUCAUUGCAUGUACGGUACUAUUCACCUUGUAUGAGAUGUUGGGGCGCAGAAGGAAGUUGUCUCAUAUAUCGAGUGACCAUUGUCCUGUGUGUCCUGUUCAGUGUCGGCCUCUGAGAACUUCAUUCCGGUCAUUCGGUGUUGGUCUUUAGGACUCUCUGCAGUCUUGACCCAAUGCAGUGUUGCACUCCUGUUGCUUCUCUGUAGUCUAUUGCCCAGUCCCCACUUCUCUUUAGGUGACGUUGAGGGACCCUUCUCUCAUAUCACAGAGCCUGUGCCAUUUUGCGGCCUCUACACUAUGUAAUCCGUACUCCACAACCUGCUAGAGCCACAGACCGCUAAAUACCCCCGUAAAGCACUUGUAGUGAGCACUGAUCUCUCUGUCAGGAUAGUGGCAGACCUCUCCCUAUUCCCCCCUGUAUGAAGACGCUGCUUAUCAGUAGAUGAGGAGAAUAAUAAGCUACCUGUAACUAUUAUACCGUCAGUAUUACCCCCACGCUGCCCCGACCAUUAGUAAUAAUAUCAGCAUUACCCUCUCCAACGUGUUCAAUCACAAUGAUGUAUUUUAAUGUCACUUUACCGCCAUAUCAGUAUUAUCCUCCCAGUGCCCUAUUAUGUGUGUAUCUGGGUGAAAAGAGUUUUAGGAAAAGUUGUGCAAAGACUACGAUAGAGGUGCCAUCUCGGACGACCAGCUGGGCACCACAUAGUCCUUGUUCUUUUACCUAUUCACUGAAUGUUCAUAUUUCAGACCCUCAGGUUCAGCCAUUUAUAGAUCUUACUGCCCAAGACCUUUCCUGUAAGUUCAGCUCCUCUCUCAAACUAGUCGGUGCUCCACGUAAACGCAUUGUCUGUACCCUCGCACAUUUCCAGCCCCUCAGCGUUACAGCCAGCAGCCAUGUCUAUGUGUAUCUCAGAAUCUUAUUUAUUAUACUCUAGAAAACCAGCUGUGUCGCUUCACUUACUUUGUAUUUAAGAAGACUAUGUUGGGGUGAUUGGGGGAGGGGGGGUAUGAGGAUUAUUGUAUUACAGGGUGGAUACUGGGCACAAGGGACACUGCUAUGUACCCAACCCCUCCCUUGGUGUUACCAGUUCACAAGUGCCAACUUUUAUACAAAACUCCUUUUUAAACAUGUGGAAAUCUCUUUGUAAUAAAAAUAAAUGAGAAUUGACAAGU